Molecule: messenger RNA, 660 nt
Organism: Racocetra persica
Lineage: Eukaryota; Fungi; Glomeromycota; Glomeromycetes; Diversisporales; Gigasporaceae
Source: the annotation of a GenBank genome assembly
AUGUCAACUACCGGAUUAAAAUGUUGUCGUAAAUCAAAUUGUAAAUGUUCUGCUCCUUUACAUAAAGAAAUAGCCAUUACCACUCAUGAAAAAAAUCUCGGACUAGUCUACGAUGAGCCAAUUAAGAAGCAAAGAGAAAAUAUAAAAAAUCUCUCCUUCAUAGAAGAAAAAUAUUUAGACCAACCUCAUAUCCGAGUGGCAAUUCAUAAAAAUAGUAAAGAGCCAGUUCUGGAAAAUUGGGUAAAUCAUCCCGAGAACCGAACCAUCAGCAAACUAUUAAAAAUAGGUAAUUAUGGUUUAAGAACUGGGACCAAAUUAGGUAAAUACUAUUUUUGUGCUUUGGAUAUUGAUAAGAAAGGAGAACAAUUCCAUUUUUCGCAAAUCUCCUAUAUUAGAACUUCCAAAGGAAGUCAUUAUUAUUUGCUUCUUAAAAAGUUGCCAGAAAAUGUUCCUUUAUUCUAUCAGGGAGAAAAAAUUAGGAGAGUAAUGUCCCUUGGAAAGCAAGUUGUUGGUAGUGGUUCUAUUCAUUCAAGCGGAAUUAUUUAUCAGUUUGUGGAAAGAGGUGAAGUUUUUUUAAAGUUUGAAGACAAGGAGGAAUUAGCCGAUUACUUGAAUGGCUAUGGAAUUGUUUUGGAAAACGAAAAAGAAAUUCAAACUUAG